Pelagomonas calceolata is the source of this 1886-nucleotide messenger RNA. NCBI's taxonomy places the organism in Eukaryota, Pelagophyceae, Pelagomonadales, Pelagomonadaceae. The record is from the annotation of a GenBank genome assembly.
CUUGACUGCCAGUAUUCACCAUCAAACCGCCCUCCGCGGGCGUACAGAGCCAUGCGAGCAACCCCUGUGAACGCUCCGCUCCCUCAUUGCAUCUGUAUCGGCAUUCUGAUUGCAGGUGACACCACAAGCCACUGCACACUGCACAGACAGCACCUCCUGUGAUGGCAUCAUUAGACGCCCUCGCCGCGACAGCAGGAGGCGCGGCACCAGCAGACGCCAUCGCCGCGACAGCAGGACACGCGGCGAUCGAAGCGGCCAAAACCGGCGACCUCCCAAAACUAGCCGCCGCGGGCGACGGGGCGCUGCGCGCCGUCGACGCCUACGGCUCGAACGCGCUGCACUGGGCCGCCGGCCGCGGCCACCUGGCUUUGGUAAGGCACCUCGUGCAGGACCGGGGGAUGGACGCUUCAUUUCCAGCAAAUCCGCCGCGGCGCCGCGACGCGCCGACGACGCGCGGCCGGACCGCGCUCCACUACGCGGCGCGCAACGGCCACCUUGACGUCGUCGAGUAUCUGGUAAAGCGGCCCGACGUCGACGCGGACGCGCGCGCCGAGGGCGGCGUCUCGCCCGCGCAAUUAGCCUGCUGGCGCAACGAAUUUGACGUUGUGAAACGCCUCGUCGCCGCCGGCGUCGACGUUUCACAAAAAAACGACGCCGGCUGCGGCUUCGCGCACUGGCUCGCCUGCGCGCCGCGGGACGCGGGCGACCUCCGGCCGCUCGCGGCGUGGCUCGCCGCGCGGCUCGGUCCUACUGCUCUUGCCGUCGAGCCGAACGGCCACGGCCACACGUGCCUGCACAAGGCCGCCUUCGCGGGCCACUUUGACUUGUGCGCGUAUCUGGUCUCGUGCUUUUUUGCGGCGUCCUGUUGUUCCUUCGCGUUGUGCAUCGCGCGUUGUCUGCCGUCGUCGCGUCGACGGCGUGCUGACUGUGUACGUGUUCGUCGCGUCUAAAGCGUACCGAUGGGGACGCGUCCGCCUCGACGCUGUCUCCUCUACGCCGUUGACUGAUGUACACGUCCGCCUCAACGCCGUCGCCGCGCCACGUCCAGAGAACGGGCGCCACGCGCCACGCCAUCGACGCGCCACGCACGCAGCCUCGGCGCCGACGACGCCGUGCUGGACGCGACGGGCGGCCGCGCCUCGGACGACGCCGACGCGGCCGGGCACCCCGAGCUGCGCGACUUUUUGCGGCGGCACGCGGACCGCGCGAAAGAUAAAGCGAGUCGCACGGCGUUGGGUUUGCCCGCGGCCGGCGCGCUCGACGCGGUUCACGUAAGGGACGCGUUUCGGGAAAAAGCGCUCGCGACGCACCCCGACCGGGCGGUCGGCGACGACGCCGCCUUCGUGGAGGCGCGGGCGGCGCGCGAUUACUUGAGCGGCGUGGUUGAUGAGGACGCUCGAGUGACACGGCGCCUGCCGUUACUGAUCGAGGCGCUCGGGCCCGCACCGGGCGAGGCGCGCGCUCAUGUGUUCGCGGCGCGCGUCGUCGCCGCGAUUCUAGAACACGGCGACGGCGGCGUCGCGCUCGCACACCUCCCGAAAAAGUUCCGUCUUUUAUGGGGCCGCGAGUUCGGCGAGGCGGCGGCGGCGGCCGGCUUUCCGCAGCGGGGCGUGAAGCGCGUUCUCUGGCGGCUGAAGUACGCCGUCCGUAUUUCGAAGGGAGAGCCGCCGAUGGCUUUUUCGCGGGUGUUGUGUUCGGAGGUGCGGGCGCGGCUCGAGGCUUCUUGACUGGCGCGAUGUUUGUGUGGUGGUGGUGUUUUUGUGCUUAACGAUUGUCACUUGACCCGUGAUCUUGCCUUGGCGCGGGUUUUUUGUCGGUCCCGUGUAAAUCGCAAGGAAUAAGGGAAUCAGCUCUCGAGACGCUUGGAAGUACUGGUCUUUUCGAAG